Molecule: messenger RNA, 1224 nt
Organism: Caenorhabditis remanei
Lineage: Eukaryota; Metazoa; Nematoda; Chromadorea; Rhabditida; Rhabditidae
Exons: 6
Coding region: 1-1224 (407 amino acids)
Cellular component (GO): nucleus
Molecular function (GO): protein binding; histone H3K9 methyltransferase activity
Source: RefSeq, a predicted model, not a curated record
AUGGGUGUGCGUGGUUCCAAAAUUGGACGUACACGUGCCGAGAAGGCUCACGUCAAAAAUGAGUUGGCCAAGAAAACUCCUCAAGUGAACAUUAAUACUCAAUUUCAAAAAGGUUACAAACUGAUCAAACCCUGUGAAAAUGCAGUUGAAGGCUACAAUGAUUGCAAGGGAACUAUUGCUGAGUUAUGGAAAGAAGCGAAACAAUUCUUAUUCAUGUUCAAAAAUAUGAUGAAAUUUCUGAAUGACGAUGAUAACUGUCCUCUUGCAAAGGAAUGGUGUAUGAACUUAGUUAAAACCACUCAUACAUUGGAAAAUAUGUGGAGAGCAUUUUUCAAGAAGAACGAGUGGGGCGAGAAUGGAGAGAAAGGUCUUCAGCAUAUUGUCAACGACGGAUUCCGUAAUAUCCCUGCGAUUCGUAAUGAUCUCCUGAAAAUUCAUGGAGGAAAUGGAAGAACUCAAAAGAUGUUGGAGAAACGCGUUGAGCCAUUGAUUGCAGAACACUUUCGAUGUAUCGAAAUCGUAAGGCUCAUUGAAAUCUACUCAUACAACACGGAUGGCCGAUUGGAGUUGAGCGGCUACAACUUCGAGCAAGAACGAAUAGUUGUAGAAUGCUUGGACGCGUGUAGCUGCUCGAGACAGCAGAAAACUGUCGUAGUGUACUACGAGGAAGUGUCGAGAGGGUUCGCUAUACGAGUUGCUGAAAAGAACAAAAAAGGAGAAUUUGUUUGUGAACACGUCGGAGACAUAAAAGUGGCCAAGGAGAAUCAGACGGGCAAGAAGCGAGAUAAAAGUUAUGAUGCCGCCUUGAAAGUUUAUGAUAAGGAACUGGCUAUCUGCUCGGCGAAUAUUGUAAACAUUUCCCGAUUCAUGGCUCAUGCCUGUGCCAUUUUUAUGGAGGCGUACAAUCGAGAGACUGAAUCCAGCGCCAUCGUCCCCCGCAUCGGAGUAUACGCCUUGAAGAAUAUCGAAGAAGCAGGAGAGGAGAAAAUCUCUUCCGAAAGACAUACAGAAAUGAGAAGCCUGGAUGCUCUAAAAGAGCCGAAACUCGAGACAAUUGAAGAAGGUCAACAGGAAUUUCAAGAGUAUAACAAAAAGUGUGUGUGUGUUCGAAAAGUGCCAAAGCCUGAGCCAAUCCCAGAAGAGAAGUUAAAGAGAAACCAUAUUUCCGAGUCAAAUCCGAGACAAAUGAAAUUUGCGUCAUUCAAUCCACCAAAUACUGCCUGA